Contarinia nasturtii (swede midge) is the source of this 1721-nucleotide messenger RNA. It is a transcript of the gene Inx7, whose product is annotated as innexin inx7. Gene Ontology annotation, biological process: phototransduction. The record is from RefSeq and is a predicted model, not a curated record. Lineage: Eukaryota; Metazoa; Arthropoda; Insecta; Diptera; Cecidomyiidae. Bases 366 to 1637 code for a protein of 423 amino acids. Gene Ontology annotation, molecular function: gap junction channel activity. Gene Ontology annotation, cellular component: plasma membrane; gap junction. The transcript has 6 exons.
UGUAAAUGAUAAACCGUGUUCGAAUCAUCAUUAAAUUCAUCAUAAUUCUCAUGUACGAUUUGUGUUGAAUUGCGGUAAAUCGUCGGUGUGUGUGGUUUUAAAUACGGCAUUCGUUUUCAUUAAAAAUAAACAAAAAUUUAAACAAAAAUAUUCUAAAUACAGAAGUAGAGUUUAGUAGAGAAUUGUUCUUGUAACAAAAGACACACAAACACCGGUUGCACACGGUUUGGCAACGUUUGUGGAUUUUUUUUAAUUUUUUUUUUGUGUGUGAUAAUAAUAAAAAGCCACAGACUGGCACCGACGAUCAUCGUAAUAAUCGGUUUGGAUCGAGUGGCGAAUUGUUUUGACUGUGAUCUUUCAGCAAAAUGUUGAAGACAUUUACAGCACUUUCACCAUUCAUCAAAUUUCGAUCGAAAAACAUUUCGAUUGAUAAUUUAGCAUUUAAAUUUCACUAUCGCGCCACAUAUCUUAUACUGCUUGUAUGCACUUUGCUGGUCACCUCUAGACAAUAUAUUGGUGAUCAUAUAAAAUGUAUAACAGACAACGCAAUUCCGUCGCAUGUGAUAAAUUCGUUUUGUUUUUUCACGCCAACAUUUACAGUGGUGCGUCACUACAAUGAAACGAUGUUGGCAGGCGGUUGGUUACCGCAUCCGGGCAUUGGCGACAUUGGUCCACGUGAAAAACUCAAGCAUCAUGCCUACUACCAAUGGGUUCCAUUUUUCCUUUUUGCUCAAGCCAUAUUUUUCUUUUUGCCGCACUUUCUCUGGCGACUUUGGGAAGGUGGGCGAAUCAAAGCAUUGGUCGAGGGCUUGCAAAUGAUUUCUCUGUCAAAACACAAUCAGAAAAAAUCAGAGAUGCGCUUCAGCGGAAACUAUGUAUUGCCAAGCAACGACAUGAUCAAAGGACGAAUUUCACUGAUCAAAGAUGAUUUUUAUAAGCACAUCAGGGUCAACAAAAGAUUUGCCAGAUGCUUGAUCUUUUGCGAACUAUUGAAUCUGAUCAAUUUGAUCGUGCAAAUUUAUGUGACCAAUGUUUUUCUAGCCGGUCAAUUCUAUUCACUUGGAUUUAAUUUUAUGGAAGACGAUUUUACCGGUCCGAUGGAUGUUCUCGAUACAGUUUUUCCAAAGGUGACAAAGUGUGAUUUUUACAAAUAUGGUGCAUCGGGAUCUCUACAACGACACGAUGCACUUUGUGUUAUGGCGCUCAACAUUAUUCACGAGAAAAUUUAUGUAAUUUUAUGGUUUUGGUAUUGGAUUAUGCUUGUUGUUUCAUUGGGUAGCAUUGUAUGGCGACUGACAACAAUGUUAAUGUAUUCAAGGUCUAUGUGGUUUAAUCGCGUUCUCUUCUCAUCGACAUGCCCAGGCCGACUGAAUACAAAACACUUAGCAACGGUUGUUCGGCACAUUUCAUAUUCAGAUUGGUUGUUCCUCUACUAUUUGGCCACAAACAUGGAGGCCUUUGUAUUUUGUGACUUAUUGGCCGAUUUGGCCGCUGAAUUUCGUCAACAAUAUGUCGAUGAACAAGAAGUUCUUAACAACGAACGCGAAACAGUAAGAGUCGAUGAAAUUGGUGAAAAAAGUACGCCCGAAAAAGAAAGCAUUGAUGAAGUAGAUCUAAGACGUAAACCUCGUAGCUAAUUUGUAUUUGAAAAAAAAAAUGUACACGUAUUCUUAAUAUGAAACAAAAUAUGAAUAAUAAUUAGCGAUCAGUGAUUUAAACAA